UAGUAUAGGGGUUUUGAAGUCCAAGGCGCAUCUCAGCGCGGUCAACAUCAUAAUCGUGUGGGAAAAGGAGAAGUCAUAAAUCAAAUCGGAGUCUUAAUUGUGAUGCCCUCUUUCGUUUCGGGUACUAUAAAACCAACACACACCAAAGUAUCUCUUCUGCUCUCACCCUUCUCCAUUGCAAGAACCUAAUAUUCAUUCAUGACCCUUCUUUGAUUCAUUUUCUCUCUUCACAAUUCCCCCGUCUUUCACCUCUUCUGCUCAUGGCAGCUGACAAGGCAGCAAUCAGCCUCGAGGAAAUCAAGAAUGAGACCGUUGAUCUGGAACGCAUUCCUAUUGAGGAAGUGUUUCAGCAAUUGAAAUGUACCAGAGAAGGAUUGUCCUCGGACGAAGGAGCCAAUCGGCUUCAAAUAUUUGGGCCAAACAAGCUAGAGGAGAAAAAGGAAAGUAAAUUUCUCAAGUUUCUUGGGUUCAUGUGGAAUCCUCUGUCAUGGGUCAUGGAAGCUGCAGCUGUUAUGGCAAUUGCUCUUGCAAAUGGGGAUGGGAAGCCCCCAGAUUGGCAAGAUUUUGUGGGUAUUGUUUGCUUGUUGGUGAUCAACUCCACCAUCAGUUUCAUUGAAGAAAAUAAUGCUGGUAAUGCAGCUGCUGCUCUUAUGGCUGGUCUUGCUCCCAAGACAAAGGUCCUUAGAGAUGGUAAAUGGACUGAGGAAGAAGCGGCUAUUCUAGUUCCUGGAGACAUCAUAAGCAUCAAACUAGGAGAUAUCAUUCCUGCUGAUGCUCGUCUUCUUGAGGGUGAUCCUUUGAAGGUUGAUCAAUCCGCUUUGACAGGAGAGUCACUUCCUGUAACCAGGGGUCCUGGAGAAGAAGUUUUCUCUGGCUCAACUUGUAAACAAGGUGAAAUUGAAGCUGUUGUCAUUGCAACUGGUGUCCACACAUUUUUCGGCAAAGCAGCUCACCUGGUGGAUAGUACCAACCAAGUUGGACAUUUCCAGAAAGUGCUUACAGCAAUUGGAAACUUCUGUAUUUGUUCCAUUGCAGUUGGUAUGUUGGCUGAGAUCAUAGUCAUGUACCCAAUUCAGCACCGUAAGUACAGAGAUGGAAUUGACAACCUUUUGGUCCUCUUGAUUGGAGGAAUUCCCAUUGCUAUGCCCACUGUGUUGUCUGUGACAAUGGCCAUUGGUUCUCAUAGGCUCUCUCAGCAGGGUGCUAUAACCAAGAGAAUGACUGCCAUUGAAGAAAUGGCUGGUAUGGAUGUCCUUUGCAGCGACAAGACAGGUACACUCACACUUAACAAGCUGAGUGUUGACAAGAAUUUGAUUGAGGUCUUCGCAAAGGGUGUGGAAAAGGAUCAUGUGAUCCUUCUUGCUGCAAGGGCUUCCAGGACUGAAAACCAGGAUGCAAUAGAUGCUGCCAUUGUUGGAAUGCUUGCCGAUCCAAAAGAGGCAAGGGCUGGGGUAAGAGAGGUGCACUUCUUACCAUUUAAUCCUGUCGACAAGAGAACUGCUUUGACUUACAUUGAUGCUGAUGGAAAUUGGCACCGGGCAAGCAAAGGUGCUCCCGAGCAGAUCAUGACCUUGUGUAACCUCAGGGAUGAUGCAAAGAGGAAGGUCCAUGCUAUUAUUGAUAAGUUUGCAGAGAGAGGGCUUCGUUCACUUGCUGUUGCUAGACAGGAAGUUCCUGAGAAAACAAAAGAAAGCGCUGGUGCUCCAUGGCAGUUUGUUGGUUUGUUGUCACUGUUCGACCCCCCUAGACAUGACAGUGCUGAAACUAUUCGUAGAGCUCUCCAUCUUGGUGUAAAUGUCAAGAUGAUUACUGGCGAUCAACUUGCCAUAGCUAAGGAGACCGGCCGAAGACUGGGGAUGGGAACUAAUAUGUACCCAUCUGCUUCUUUGCUUGGUCAAGACAAAGAUGCAAGUAUUGCUGCACUUCCAGUAGAAGAGCUGAUUGAGAAGGCAGAUGGUUUUGCUGGAGUAUUUCCAGAACACAAAUAUGAAAUUGUAAAGAAGUUGCAAGAGAGGAAGCACAUCUGUGGAAUGACUGGAGAUGGUGUUAAUGACGCUCCGGCUUUGAAGAAGGCUGAUAUUGGAAUCGCUGUUGCUGAUGCAACUGAUGCUGCCAGAAGUGCUUCUGAUAUUGUCUUGACAGAACCUGGUUUGAGUGUUAUUAUUAGUGCAGUCUUAACUAGCAGGGCUAUUUUCCAGAGAAUGAAAAACUACACGAUAUAUGCAGUAUCUAUUACUAUCCGUAUAGUGUUUGGCUUCAUGUUCAUAGCACUGAUAUGGAAAUUUGACUUCUCUCCUUUUAUGGUUUUGAUCAUUGCUAUUCUGAAUGAUGGAACAAUCAUGACAAUUUCAAAGGACAGGGUGAAGCCAUCUCCCUUGCCUGAUAGCUGGAAACUGCAAGAAAUAUUUGCUACUGGGAUUGUACUUGGAAGUUACUUGGCGCUGAUGACUGUCAUAUUCUUUUGGGCAAUGAAAGAAACCGAUUUCUUCCCUGACAAAUUUGGAGUUAGACACUUGAGUCAUGAUGAGAUGAUGUCUGCUUUGUAUUUACAAGUCAGUAUAGUCAGCCAGGCUUUGAUAUUUGUAACCCGUUCUCGAAGCUGGUCCUUUAUUGAACGCCCUGGAAUGCUGUUAGUUUGCGCUUUCGUUAUUGCUCAGCUGAUUGCUACAAUCAUAGCAGUAUAUGCUGACUGGGGCUUCGCAAAGGUGAAAGGAAUUGGUUGGGGUUGGGCAGGAGUCAUCUGGCUCUACAGUAUUGUCUUCUAUAUUCCACUUGAUGUCAUGAAGUUUGCCACCCGUUAUGUAUUGAGUGGCAAGGCUUGGGUAAACAUGCUAGAAAACAAGACUGCCUUCACCACCAAGAAAGACUACGGUAAGGAGGAGAGGGAAGCUCAAUGGGCUCAUGCUCAGAGAACCCUGCAUGGACUUCAACCACCAGAAACUUCUGGCAUUUUCAAUGAGAAGAACAGUUAUAGAGAACUCUCUGAGAUUGCUGAGCAGGCCAAGAGAAGAGCUGAAGUUGCAAGGCUUCGUGAGCUUCACACACUGAAGGGACAUGUUGAGUCUGUGGUGAAGCUGAAGGGUUUGGACAUUGAUACAAUCCAGCAGCACUACACGGUGUGAGAAAACACUGGAAAAUUGUAGAUAGCAAGAGUGACCAAAUUCAGUUGCAUGCCUGAAACAACAAGAGACUAGGAUGUCUUUGCCUUUCAUAUAUAGGCUUUACCAAUUUGUUCUCCAUGUAUUUUCGGUGCUGGCUAAAUGGAUGUCUAUGCCUUCCAUGAUAGAGCCAAAGUAGUGUUAGUUUCUUUAGUCCUUACUUUUCCCCUGCCUUCAUAUGGCUUUGGGUGCUUCCUCAUUUCUGUGUUCUCAGUUGUGUAUGCCACAUUUAGGUGGCAGUGAUCAUAUUGUGUCAAUAUUGGGAUUUUUUAAGGUAGGAGAAUAAGAGUUUCUCGAAGUUCUUUUCCAGCA
Glycine soja is the source of this 3470-nucleotide messenger RNA. Its product is annotated as plasma membrane ATPase 4. Gene Ontology annotation, biological process: proton export across plasma membrane; regulation of intracellular pH. Bases 261 to 3122 code for a protein of 953 amino acids. NCBI's taxonomy places the organism in Eukaryota, Viridiplantae, Streptophyta, Magnoliopsida, Fabales, Fabaceae. The record is from RefSeq and is a predicted model, not a curated record. The transcript has 16 exons. Gene Ontology annotation, cellular component: plasma membrane. Gene Ontology annotation, molecular function: ATP hydrolysis activity; ATP binding; P-type proton-exporting transporter activity.